UCCUCCUCAUGUGUCACCAGUGGAGGCUUGCAGCAUGGCAGAGCACAAGGGCAAGGCAAGAGACGACCUGACCGGGUAUCAGGCCCGACCCGCUUCCACAGAACAGGGGGUUCGACAAAAGUACGGUGGCUUGUUCUGCAGCGUGCGUGAUGCCUUCGACAGUAAGACAAUAGACUUCGAUGCCCUCAGCGUGGGCCAGAAGAGGGGCCUCCGGGCAUCCAACAGCCCAUAUCCAACAAGUCCGGAUGAUGUCGGCUCUGGUUCUGAGGGGAUGAGAUCCAGCAAAGAGACUGGAUCCCUUCAGAGCUGGCAGGAUGAGAAGAGCGACCGACUCCUGAUCAAAGGCGGCCGGAUUGUCAAUGACGACCAGUCCUUCCAUGCAGACAUCUACAUGGAGGAUGGCCUCAUCAAGCAGAUCGGCGACAACCUGAUCGUGCCCGGUGGAGUGAAGACCAUCGAAGCCAACGGCAAAAUGGUGAUCCCCGGUGGCAUCGACAUUCACACCCACCUCCAGAUGCCGUACCGCGGGACCACCACCGUGGACGACUUUGCUCAGGGGUCCAAGGCAGCUCUCGCCGGGGGCACGACCAUGAUCGUGGACCAUGGGAUCCCAGAGGCGGGCAGCAGCCCUCCGGUGGGCACUUCCCUCAUGUACCUCUAUGAGGUGUUUACCUUCUUGGCGGAAAGGGGGGGCAUUGCUCAGGUCCAUGCGGAAAAUGGAGAGAUCAUUGCAGAGGAGCAGGCCCGUAUGCUGCAGAUGGGAAUCACUGGACCGGAGGGGCACGUGCUGAGUCGGCCAGAAGAGCUGGAGGCGGAGGCCGUUUUCCGAGCCAUCACCAUCGCCAGCCAAACCAACUGUCCCCUCUACGUGACCCGCGUCAUGAGCAAGAGUGCCGCCGACAUCAUCUCGCAGGCCCGCAAAAAAGGAAACGUCGUGUUUGGUGAGCCAAUCACGGCCAGCCUGGGCACGGACGGCACGCAUUACUGGAGCAAGAACUGGGCCAAGGCGGCUUCUUUUGUAACAUCGCCACCUCUCAGUCCUGACCCCACCACUCCAGACUACCUAAACACGCUUCUGUCCAGUGGAGACCUGAGUGUGAGCGGCAGCGCUCACUGUACGUUCAGCGUGGCUCAGAAGGCCAUCGGAAAGGACGACUUCACUCAGAUCCCCGAGGGGGUCAACGGGGUGGAGGAGAGGAUGACCCUCAUUUGGGACAAAGCUGUGACCACAGGCAAGAUGGACGAGAACAUGUUUGUGGCGGUUACCAGCACCAACGCGGCCAAGAUCCUCAACCUAUACCCACGCAAGGGUCGGAUCGCCGUGGGCUCCGAUGCCGACCUGGUCAUCUGGGACACCGACGCCAUCCGAACCAUCACGGCCAAGAAACACAAUUCGGCCGCCGAAUACAACAUCUUCGAGGGCAUGGAGCUGCGUGGCGCUCCUCAGGUGGUCAUCUGUCAGGGGAAGAUCAUCCUGGAGGACGGAAACUUGCACGUGACCUCUGGCAUCGGCCGCUUCAUCCCCUGCACGCCGUUCCCCGACUACGCCUACAAGCGUGUCAAAGCCAGGAAGCAGCUGGCCGUCCUGAGGGCAGUGCCCCGGGGAAUGUACGACGGCCCCGUGUCGGAAUUCUCCAUGUCGCGCGGCGGCACCCCGUCCGCCUCGGCGCGCACGUCGCCCACCAAGCAGCCCGUCAGGAACCUGCACCAGUCUGGAUUUAGUCUAGCAGGCCCCCCCACUCCUGAUGACGCCCCCAUCAGGCCUGCCGGUCGUCGUGUAAUGGUGCCCCCUGGUGGCCGUUCCAACAUCACCUCCCUCAGUUAAACCCCCCGUCCCCCCACCUCCCUCCCUCGCCCGUCCGUCCAAGGAGGACUUCAUGUGUGCCUCCAGAGCCAGAGUGUGUGUUCAUGUGUGUGAGCGUGGGUAGAGCUGACUCGAACGACCUUGAGUCAUUAAAAACUAAAAAAAAAACGCUGACUAUACUGUACAUGCCUUACCUGCCGCUAUGCUAGACUUUGGUUGCUCAAAUGGAAACGAAAUUGGGAAUUUGGGCAACGACAAAGCAUUUCAAUGGGUCGUUUUUCAUUUGAUUUGAUUUUAUUUUGAAAUGAUAAAACAACCAAAGCACAACCAGUCUCAGCCUUUCUUCUCAACAGUUAAAUAUGCUCGAGAUUCUGUACUGGUGCUCUUGGUAGUUGGUGAACUAAUUCAUCUGUUAAAAAUAAAAGUAAACUACCUGGUUUAAAAUGACAUACACGUUCAUCCUAAUUGGCUUUCCAUGUAUCCAUUGUAAAUACACUCGACGUCAUGUGGCUUUGUGAAUGAUGUUGUGUAGCUUGUUUUUUUUGGGGGGGGGGCAAAUGAUUAAUAAAGGUACUUGUUAAUCCGAGAGGAGAUUUCAAAGUGAAGGACAUGGAACUGCAUGGGCCGCAUAAAUUCUGGUGACGUGAUCCAUGAUUCUUUUCAAUUCAUCUCCAUGGCGAACCCCCCGUCCAUGUGAUGUACUAAAACGAUGAGAAUUUGUCAAACGUAGCAAAAGGAACACCAUGGUAUUGUUAAAAAAAAAAAAAAAAACAUUUCUUCGCACUUGUUAAUGUUUUACCGGAGGUCACCUUGAAAAUGACAUACGAAAACAAUUGUAAGAUGUGUAUAUGUGACCCCGUAUAGUACAAAAGAAGAAACCCUGUCAACUCUCUGGCUCUACUUUCCUUACCGACAUCAACUUCCCAAUGGAUCAUUCUCAUGCAACCACAUAAACAUUAGCCUCCUAAUAUUCCACCGAAGAUUGAAAGUCAAAAGCUGCAGAGGGAGGAAGGAAAGAAGAGGAAGAAGAUGCUGUUUUAUUUGACUGACUCUAGGCAGGAAUCUACAACAGAGUACAUUCGGGCCACUCUGCAAAGGAAACAAAAAGUAGAAAUGGAAAAACAAUAAAGUUGUAAUUCUAUGACCAUUUUUUAAAGUCAAUGUGCAUGAAAAUAGCUACACAAAGUUACACAAAUCAAGUUGCUCCAAGAAACAAGUUGUAUCUUUAAAACUCCAAAACGUCAAAACGUUACAUGAAUAAAAGAAACUUUUAGAAUGAAAAAAAAAAAACCCGGAAUAUGUAUUAUGAGAACAAACCUGUAUUUGUAUUCAAAUUUUUGCGUGAAAAAUUUGUAAUGUUACAAGAACGUUGACAUAUUGUUACAAGAAAAAAAAGUCUUCUGGGCAAGUCCUAAUUAAAACAAAUAUAUCAUUUUUCAUUUUAUGAGAACAAAUUUUCAUGAGAGGAAAAUCACACACCACAUUGUGUGUCUGCGGUGCAUUUAGUCACAUCCCAAAAGUUGUGUUCCACUCUAGUGUGUUUCAGAAAUUAAUCAAACACACUUUCGACUAAAAACAGGUCUUUGGAUAGGUUUGCAUUUUUUUUUCCCGUAACAAACAUUUUCUUUUCAGUGUGGCCCUAAAACAUCUUGAUAGAAAUCAAGUUGUGUGUUUUUGUAUUUAUAUUAGUUUGUUUUUAUCUUUUUCUUUUCUACUGUUGUAUCAACCCCCGAAAAUGGCAGAGUUGAAACAAACAAGACGUGUUGUGAUGGUCUGACUUGAUUCUGGAAUAAAAAUAAGAGUUACAAAUGA
Molecule: messenger RNA, 3616 nt
Organism: Hippocampus comes (tiger tail seahorse)
Lineage: Eukaryota; Metazoa; Chordata; Actinopteri; Syngnathiformes; Syngnathidae
Gene: dpysl3
Product: dihydropyrimidinase like 3
Exons: 13
Coding region: 35-1825 (596 amino acids)
Biological process (GO): actin crosslink formation
Cellular component (GO): cytoplasm; cytosol
Molecular function (GO): hydrolase activity, acting on carbon-nitrogen (but not peptide) bonds, in cyclic amides
Source: RefSeq, a predicted model, not a curated record